GUAAUUCAUUUUCUCAGUAGAGGGCAUUGUAAGCAAUUGUAUAUGAAGCAUAUACAAGUAUAAUAUAGAAUUUCAAAGAUUUAUCGUUUAUUUAAAAGUAUAUAAUUAUAAUUGCUGUUACUUGUGUUCUAAUAAAAUAAUUUUUAUAAUAAAUAUGACAUCAGCAAUAGAAUCUAUGGUUGUAGAUGAAAAGCAAUUACCAGAAAAGCCGAUAGAUAGAGAAAAAACAUGUCCCCUUUUAUUGAGAGUAUUUUGCAAUACAGGCAGACAUCAUAAUAUAAUGGAAUACAGUAGAGGAAAUGUUCCUUCAAAUGAAUUACAAAUAUAUACAUGGAUGGAUGCAACUUUAAGAGAAAUUACAGGAUUAGUUAAAGAAGUAAAUCCAGAUGCUAGAAGUAAAGGAACAUAUUUUGAUUUUUCAUUAGUAACACCAGAAUUACGAAAUUCUGGAUAUCGUAUGCGAGAAAUUGGUGUGACUUGCUCAGGACAAAAAGGUGCAGAUGAUAAUAAAACACUUGCCCAAGCAAGGUUUACAAUUGGUGAUUAUUUAGAUAUAUCAAUAACACCACCAAAUCGACAACCAGCAAUUAGACGUGGUGCAUUACGUCAAUAUUGAUUUAAGUAAUAAAUAUUUUUAUUUUUUGUAAGUUAUAUUAAUUUCUUAGUUUUCUAUUAAUAAAGAAUAUGUAAUACUAUAAA
Apis florea (little honeybee) is the source of this 699-nucleotide messenger RNA. It is a transcript of the gene Bin1, whose product is annotated as histone deacetylase complex subunit SAP18. Gene Ontology annotation, biological process: negative regulation of DNA-templated transcription. The record is from RefSeq and is a predicted model, not a curated record. Gene Ontology annotation, molecular function: transcription corepressor activity; transcription factor binding. Gene Ontology annotation, cellular component: nucleus. NCBI's taxonomy places the organism in Eukaryota, Metazoa, Arthropoda, Insecta, Hymenoptera, Apidae.